AAUAGUGGGCAGUACAGUAGGAUUUAAGACUAGACAGGAUGUGGAUGAGUUACGUGUGUUCAGAAAUUGUUUAGACACGGUUUUAACAUUUUUGAGUUAACUAUCGAUAAGGUAGUAAUUUGUCAAUAUUCAGAUCUUAAUAACGCAAAUUUAUGCAUUCGACUGCUGUCAUUUACGAUCAUAAAACUAAUAUUGUGACGAUGAUUAAUAAUAGAACGACUUUAAUAUUCAACUGAGAUAGCAUUAUUAAAAACCUCGGUAAUCAACAGAUUUUUUUUAAAUGUAACGUAAUCUUUAAUGCUAGAACGAGCUGUGAUACUUAAUUAUUAUGAGCUCCGAUAGUUAAAAUCAUUUUUCAUUUGACAUAAUGUAUAGAAGAACAUAAGGUUCAAGCAGAAAAUGACAGAGAGCUUGAUAAAUGAAUGGUUGGCAGAUUGUGGAGAAAUAUCACCUUCUAAACUUCAUACUUUUGCUACUACAUUAUCGCAAGACAAUGAAAUAGUUAGAGCACUUUAUGUACUGCUCGAAGAGCGCAGCAAAUAUAGCCAGCUUGUAGAUACAGUUUGUAAUCAACUAUUUGAUUUCUAUCGUUCUCAAGAGAUAGAACUCAGAAGAUUUACUUUGCAAUUUUUACCUACACUAAUAUUUAUUUAUCUAAAUUCUGCUGCCCAUGGUGAUAUUAAGAAUUGCCGCACAGUUGAAACUCUUCUAAUUGGGUUAUAUAAUCUUGAGGUAGUGGAUAAAUCUGGACAGCAAAAGGCAGUUUCUUUUCGAUUACCAUCUCUUGCUAUGUUAUCCAUAUAUCACGAGCCAGCAAGCUUGACACCGGCUUCCUUAACCGAAAGUGCAGUGCGCCGUUUCGAAGAAUGCAAUACAAAACUUGUUAGUUGGGGUCCUUUACGUCAAGUAGAAACUCUGAAUGCUCAAAAUAGAUUAAAAGUGAUGACUGCACUACUUUUUAUUUAUAACCAACAACUGGGUUAUAUAAAUAAGUUUGCUUUGGAGCAAUUGUGCAAAGUUGCAACAAAGCUUGUCACUCAAGGUUUCACAAAACCAGGACAUCAUCAACGAUCCUCGUAUGGCAGCGAAUCUAGCUUUGUUCCAAGACUUUUGCCUCGCAUACCUGUUUCGACUCAAUUUCUUCUCGAGUUUCUACAUGCAGUAUAUUUUGCAAUGUACAAUGAUUGCUGGUAUGUAGCGAAUCAAGCUGUGGAGGAUAUACAUAACAGAGCAUGUUAUGAAAUGUACCCUGAUGUAAUGUUGGUUACAAAUGCCAUACGAAAUUCUGCUAAUUCUGGACCAUCCGGUCAAUCAAGUGACGGAUCUAUUGGCAUUUGCGUAGCAUUGACCUCUGUAACUGCAACUCCAACAAUAUCGAAAUCUAUGAUUACAAAUGCCUCCUUCCGCACGAAAAAAUUACCAGAUGACAUACCGAUUCAAGUUGUAAAGGAAGAUUCCAGUGGAGAAGGCAAAGGUAAUUUGGUCUCGAUCACAGAAGAGCAAGAAUCAAUGGAACCAAAUCGUACUGGCUCAAUGCGACAAGCAAAGGAUCAAAAAGCUUCAUCAAAAAUGACUAAUUUUCCAGUACUUGGAAAAAAACCUAAAGAAAGGGAUGGAAAAACAACAAAGAACCUUCAUAAUGCAAUAUCCGAUAAGGAAAAGAGACUCGGAUCACAAAAUACAUCAAAAGAGAAUAUCAAAGGAAGUAGUUCAAUGUUAAAUAGUGAACAAUCAGAAGUUGAUAUAAAUAUUAAUGGCUGUAUGAAUAGAAAGAAGAAUAAUAGUGUGGAAAAUAAUUCAUUUGGAACUGAAAGUGUUACUUUAAUGGAUGGAGAACGACUUGGAUUAAGUGGAGAUACUGGAGACAACAACGUUAAUAUAGAAGCUUCUAUCAACUUAAGGGCGCAUAACGAAUCAGAAUCACUGACUUCUUCAAUUCAGGUUAGCUCUGUUUAAACAAGUUAAAAACAAUCUAGAACAAAAACAGUCAACAGAGAGAGUAGUGGGCUAAAUCGGACAUUUUCAACUGUCCUUAUAUAUUGAAAUACCACUUUAAUAAUUUGUGUGUGUUACUAUAAACAAUUUCUUUAUUAGUAUUAAUACAACAAUUAAUUAAAUAUCUGUGAGAAUAUAAGUGAAAGAUUUCAAUAAAUACAGUACUACAAAUUGUAAAAUGCACAAGUUCAAAUGGAUUUCUUGUUAGAAAGAAACAGCCCACUACUAAUUGAUCUCUACAAUUAGUUUAAAAAUGGCGAAGGGAACAAUGAAUUAAUGGUUUUUUUUUUUUUUUCUUUUUUUCUUCUUCUUUUUUUUUUUCUUUUUUUUUUCCCCCAUUAAUAAAACGGAUAAACUCUGUCAUUGUAACAUACAUAUAAUUUGUUUUCUAUAUACAUGUUCUAUUUGCUUCAUGCUUUUUAAUGUUUUAAUGUCUCAUUUAUUUACUUAAUUUAUAUGAUAUAUAUAUAUUGAUUUUUCAAUAGAACACUUAAAAUUAAAUAUUAUUUAUAGAAUAAGUUACUUUAAUGUGCAGUAAUGUUAAUUGAAAGCAGAAUUUAUAUUUUAAUAAAAAAAAUCUGUACUUUUGUGUUGUUUUUUGAUAAUUAGCAAUAGUAAAAAAAUAAAUAUUCAUGUAAGCAAUAUAUAAUGAUUUAUACACAAGUUGUAAUUAGAAUAUUAUUGAAAAUUAAUCGCUCAGAAUAUUAUUGCAUUUUAUAUUAAUUAUUAUUGAUUAAGUUACAAACGUUUUCAUUGAAUAUAUUAGAUAAAUUGUUAUGAUAGGCAAGUUUUAAGAUUUCAUCUUUCUAAGGGAAACCAAUCUUAUUUAAAUUAUAUUUAGUUCAAAAUGGAUUGUAGUACUUAUUAAUAUGAUCAUAUAAUUUAAAUUUAUUAUUUUUUGCUUUCUCAUUUUUUCUAAUAAUGCCAUUUUUAUACAUAUGUAUCAAAUGUUAUGUAUCUACUCUUAAUAGAAAAUUGUCUUGAUAAAAUCAAAGUAUCAAACGUGCUUUUCAAUAUCAAAUGUUAACAUUGUAAUAUUCAAAGCAGAUUAAUAUAUCAUAAGUUAUUAAUAAUUUAUUUCUAAUUCACUACUUCUUAUUAUUUGUUCUUAAUUACUUUAAACUUAUAGUAUUCAUUGAUUCGAGACAAUAUAAUGUAAAGUUUAAUACUGAUUAAAUAAUUGAACAAAUGAAUCAUAAAUGUAACAAAAUUCGAGUUUUUCAUACAUACACAGCAUUACUGUAGUAGAGUUCUAUAUAAUCUUAACUUUUUAGACUAUGGUGUAUUUUGGCUUUGUAAUGUCAUUGCUAUUGUAUUUGUAAAAAUGAAUAAUUUUUUAUUUCAUUAUUUAUAGUAGUUUUUUUUUUCAUCAAAAAAAAAAAAAAAAAAAAAAAAAAAAAAAAAAAAAAAAAAAAAAGAAAGAAAGAAAAAGAAAAUUAAAAGAAAGAAAAAAAAGAAAAGCGAACAAAAGAAAUAAGUGCUUUAACUCUUUAAGUGUUGUAUACAUGUACAAAGGAAAUGUUUUCAUUAAAUCCCUAUAACAGAUAUAACACUUAAAGAGUUUUAGUUUGGGCUUAGAACUUUCGCCCCUAUAAGACUGUAUGCUGCAUUAUGUUAUUAAUAAUAAUGAAAAUGUAUUAUCAUAUGGAAAUAUAUUGUUGUUAACGA
Vespa crabro (European hornet) is the source of this 3663-nucleotide messenger RNA. It is a transcript of the gene Hyccin, whose product is annotated as hyccin. Bases 400 to 1956 code for a protein of 518 amino acids. The record is from RefSeq and is a predicted model, not a curated record. The transcript is spliced from 9 exons. Gene Ontology annotation, biological process: protein localization to plasma membrane; phosphatidylinositol phosphate biosynthetic process. Gene Ontology annotation, cellular component: plasma membrane. NCBI's taxonomy places the organism in Eukaryota, Metazoa, Arthropoda, Insecta, Hymenoptera, Vespidae.